CUGAUACCAACAAAAGCUACUACAGUAAACAGUAGAACCAACAAAACAGCAAAAACCGCGACAACAACUACUGCUAUUCAUUCCGCUUGUUCUAGUGAGGAUGGCUUACGCAAAGGUACAGCAAUAACACCAUGGUACUCUGGACAAAACAAAUUUGCCACUCAAGCUGGCACCGGUGGCUUCCUCAAAGUACGUGAUGUUCUGCCCCAUUCAAAGGGUGGAAAAGAAAUUGAUGAGGCACAGAAAAUCAAAUCAGAAGGUGUAGUACCAUUGCAAGCAGGUACCAACAGGCUUGCUUCGCAGAAAGGUAUGACUGGAUUUGGUACACCAAGGAAUGUUCUGCAGAAACAGGGAUGGAAAAGAGAAUGGAUUGAAGAGUACGAAACGGCUUUGCGUGAAUUUGAAGAAACACGACCGCCUGGGUCAGCAUCAGCUACAGAUUCAUCCUGUCAUUUCAAGCAGCGAUUCGAGGAGAAACGUGGAAAUGAUACUAGUAAAAGUAUAACAGUUCAAAACAGUGGCAGAAUUGCUGUAGCGAACAGCACUGAAUUUGAGGUAAAGUUCUGGAACUUUAAAAAAUUCGAUAAUAAGCUGCCAGUUGGUUAA
Gongylonema pulchrum is the source of this 606-nucleotide messenger RNA. Lineage: Eukaryota; Metazoa; Nematoda; Chromadorea; Rhabditida; Gongylonematidae. The record is from the annotation of a GenBank genome assembly.